ACCAUCCAAUCGUUAGGUUGCGCGAGGGCUGCAGUUUCAGUUUGUUUUAUUCACCAUUUUGAGUAGCUGAAGGUAAAAUUUAAACUAAAUACCUUCGUAGAGCAGGAAUAUCUCCCGCAUUGUUUAAUUUUUACCACAGGGAAAGGGCGUUGGAUUUGCGACGUCACCUUUAGACCCUUGUGUUUUAAAAUAGCACGUUUCGUUUGCAUUUUCCCUGCUUUUCUUUUGCUCUUUCACAAUUUUAACCUCUACAGUAUUCCUGCAAAAUGGCAAGACCAGUGAGGAACAGAAAGGUGGUGAAUUACUCCCAGUUUAAUGAAUCCGACGAUGCAGAUGAGGAUUAUGGGAGAGGCAAGGAAACGACUAAGAAGAUACGUGCUCCACCCCGUGAAAUCAAGCACAAGAAGUCUAAGAAUUCACAGGAAGAGAGCGAGGAUUCAGAUGACAAACUGUCCAAAUCCAAAAAUGACUCCGCAGAUGACUUCGGUAGUGAUGAAGACAAUGACUUUGGAGAAGAAGGGGAAGAGGAAGAUGGAGGAAGUGACUAUGAUGAUAAAAAGGCCAAAAAGGGAAAGAAAGGAAAGGUGGAGAAGCCAGGCAAAAAGUCACUGAAGAGAAAACGAGGUGGAGAUGACAGUGAUGAUGAUAAAGAGGUGAGCAGGAAACCAAGGCAGGUGAGGCAGGCUGCGUCAAAGGCCGUGUCCAAACAGAGAGAAAUCCUUCUGGGAGACGGCGGCAGUGAGGAUGAGGAGAAGGAAGAGGAAGAACAGGCAUACCUGGACCAAGAGUCUGGCAGUGAUGAAGACUUCAUGGUUGAUGAUGAUGAUGACAGUGACUAUGGGCACUCCAAAAAGAAAGGCAAAAAAGUGGUGCCGAAAGGAGGAAGGAGAGUUGAGAAGAAGGACAAGAAAUCCCCUAAACCCCGGCUAAAGGCCACAGUGAACCCCAGCCCCGUGAAGGGGAAAGGGAAAGGUCGCCCAAGUGCAGCUAAAGCACUGGAGAAAUCCUCGCCCAAGGAUGACGAGGAACCCGAGAGCCCCCUUGAAGAUGAGGAGGAAGAUGAGGUGGAGAAGAAAGAGUCUCCUCCCACCAAAAAGACAAAGGAUGAUGCCCCUGAAGACGAGGAAGACGACGAGGAAGAGGACGGCUCAGAAGAGGAGGCUCCAUCCGGGGAAGACUAGCCAUGUUAUUAACGGCGUCCCUUUCUUCUUCUCUUUCCCUUUACACUUUUUCCUCUUCUGCAUUUUUUGGGGGGGUGGGGGGAGGGGUUUGUUUGCUUUUCAGAUUUUUUUUCACUGUCUGUUGUGGCCUGGCUCAACGGUUUGAACUCUCUUUAUUUCCCUUUUUUUUUGCCUAUGAAUUCCAUAUCGCAAAGGACAUUUUCCCAGAACUUGUUAGCGUAUAUAUCUAUAUAUAUUAUUGAGUAAAAUGUGUCUGAGUCUGUUUAUUUAUGGGUAUAUAAUCUUGAGGGAAGCCCAUCGUUCCAACCAGUAGCAUCGCUGCUCGCCCAGGGUAAUCACAUGACCGUAUUCUCCCAGAAAAAAAAAAAUGCUUUAGCGCUCGUUCAUUUUGGUAACAUGUAUAAAGCUUAUCGUCUACUCUGCAUUAUUGCGACCGAUGUUCCUCAUUCAUGAAACAAAAUUCAGUGUAAAAUGUUCGUAAAACUAUUCUUGCGUAAAUGAUCGCAACAAAGAGCCUCUUUCACGCCGCGCAAACAAAACGAGUAUUAGUAUAAAUCUGUAAUGGUAUAUUGGAGUGUAAAUGCAAUUCCCUACAAAUUGUCGCAGUCGAUUCAACGCAAUUUGCGCAAGAUUGGUUUUACGACGUUUAACAAAUGUCGCAUUCAAUUUGUUCUUAAACGUAUUUGCGAAAGUACAUCAUUUAACGUAUGAAUAGUUUUGCGAAGUUCUGAAACUGUGUUUCAUUGAGGUCCAAUGCGUUUGUUGUGUAGUGAUUCCUCUCUAGAAAGCCAUUCGUUAGGAAGUUUCGCAAUCCGUAAUAGUUAACGCCGUUUGUUUUGAUACUAGCGGUCAGGGCUCUGCUUAUCUGAGGAUUCGUUUUGUAUUUAUUCAACAUGCAUUCGCCGCUCAUUACGCAAGAAUCAUCAGCGAAAGAUGGAGAAACUGACAUCUAACGCUCAUGUUUUGAAAAUUACAUUUGUCGUGGUACACACUUUAUCCAGGGUUUGCUAUUCAAUUUUCAGUUUUACCUUUUAAAUAAACAGUCUCGAUUUGUGUAGUUUGAACCAUAAUGCAGUUACUGUUUCAAUAGAAUAUUCUGGAUUAAAAUGUCAAGUUCUGUUUAUAAAAUCUGCGAGGUUACCACAGAAAAGAAUUUCAAUUUGUACCUCAGUUUGUUGUGUACUUACAAUGGCAAGCGUUUGCCUCAUUGUAAGUUCAUUUCUGGGUGUUUUUUUUUGGUUUGUUUUUUUUUGAAAACUGAGGUAUGAGUUGCCAUCCAUCAAGCUAAACUCAUUUUGAACCUGAAAUAAUUCAAGAAUCAAGUUAAUUUCGCUCUGAUCUCUGUAAUGUGCAUUUGUUUGUUUUAUUUUUUUCCUCAUCCACGAGAUCAUCUCAUAUAAAGGCUGCAGUAUGAAUGCUUUCAUCUCUUUUCUCAAAAAAAAGCUAACAGUGAGUGUGCUGAGAUCGGGCCUUAAAACGGUUAAUUGCGUGGGAAAUGUGAAUCUGAUGUCUUUCUGCCUUACCAAGCCUGUUUUUCGAAAUCUUGUACCGCAAAGCUAAAUGUUCAGAAACGGAGGGUAUCCUUGACUCAUGCCCAUUUUGCCCAGAGAUUGUAUUGCCGAAUGUUGGGGGGGUCUCUUCAACCAAGCAAAUAAUAAGGUCAAAAAUAUUGUUAUUCUUCAGCCCUGGAUCAGAUGUGUUUGUGAUGUCAUGACACAGAGAGGCAUAUUUGCACUGUGAGGAUGGAGAAGAAUUGUACUAUUCAUACCUUAUGUGUGUUUGCUCAUUAAAUAUAUAUUUCUGUUGCUGCUUGUUUUUAAUUCCAGACACAUAUGAUGUAUAUCCCAUGUUGCAUUUCAAGGGGCUUUUCUGUCUACAGUGCAUACAUGGCAUUCUGACAUGGUUCGAUCCUUUCUGCCAGGCAUCUCUGAAUAUUUUCCACUCGUGCUGUCUAUAAAUUGGUUUUUAACCUAGCUGUCCAAAAAUG
Molecule: messenger RNA, 3168 nt
Organism: Megalobrama amblycephala (Wuchang bream)
Lineage: Eukaryota; Metazoa; Chordata; Actinopteri; Cypriniformes; Xenocyprididae
Gene: nucks1a
Product: nuclear casein kinase and cyclin-dependent kinase substrate 1a
Exons: 8
Coding region: 267-1181 (304 amino acids)
Biological process (GO): interstrand cross-link repair; double-strand break repair via homologous recombination
Cellular component (GO): cytoplasm
Molecular function (GO): double-stranded DNA binding; single-stranded DNA binding
Source: RefSeq, a predicted model, not a curated record